This is a messenger RNA of Gambusia affinis (western mosquitofish), 3482 nucleotides long. RefSeq names its product E2F transcription factor 8 (gene e2f8). Gene Ontology annotation, biological process: regulation of transcription by RNA polymerase II. Lineage: Eukaryota; Metazoa; Chordata; Actinopteri; Cyprinodontiformes; Poeciliidae. The coding region runs from base 331 to 2973 and encodes 880 amino acids. The transcript is spliced from 12 exons. Gene Ontology annotation, molecular function: DNA-binding transcription factor activity, RNA polymerase II-specific; RNA polymerase II cis-regulatory region sequence-specific DNA binding. Gene Ontology annotation, cellular component: RNA polymerase II transcription regulator complex. The record is from RefSeq and is a predicted model, not a curated record.
GGGAAGCGUUAGUGCGCAUGCUCCAACUGGGCGGGUCAGAUGUUGGUCAUCAUCACAAACUGGGCAAAGUUUCCCCAUAACUGUAGUAAAGUUGAUCACAAGACCGCGGAUGUUGGCAGGAGGAGGGAAACCAAGAGACGGGUAGAUUUAAUGUCAAAGCUAACGGACUUUGCGUUUUUCUCUGCUUGAAGAAAAUCCAGAUUUUCCACUUUAAAAGCACAUUUUAGCGGCACAACUUUUAUCUUUGGAGUAAUACUUUAAAGAUGGGAAUCUUUCUCUGAGAAAGAGGAUCGCUUCGUGGAUUUUGAAAUCAGAAGAGACGACUGCUCCAUGGGGCCCUUCACGACGCCCAAAAAGAGAGUGGAGGCUGGUUCAGUUGACCCCUGGACCCCGACCUCCAACCUUAAAAUGCUGAUCAGCGCCGCCAGUCCUGAGAUCCGGAACAGGGAAAAGGAACUGUGCAUGGACGCCGACGACCGGGACGGUUUGGACCCGACACAGGACUCAGAAAAUGGUGAUGAGUCGGAGAAAAUGAUCAGCAGGAAAGAUAAGAGUCUGGGUUUGUUGUGUCACAAGUUUCUGGCCCGGUACCCAGAUUACCCGGAUUCAGUCCUGACCGACAUCUGCCUGGACGACGUUGCUACGGAGCUCAGUGUGGAGCGGCGGCGCAUCUAUGACAUCAUGAACGUUCUGGAGAGCCUCCACAUGGUCAGCCGCUCGGCUAAGAACCGCUACUCCUGGCACGGCCGGACCAAGCUGGCCGAGACGCUGGCCAUCCUGAGGAGCGUCGGCGAGAAGCACCGGUACGGCCAGCAGAUGCAGCAGAUCCGGCAGCGCGUCACGUACCGGGAGUUCGACUUCCGUCAGGAGGAGAAGGAGAACGAGGCGGAGGGCGGCGAGCAGAAGGAGCUCUUCUUCGUGGAGCAUCCGGGAGUCGAGUUCAAAGCAGCGUCAGUUAACAGUAGGAAAGAUAAAUCUCUUCGGGUGAUGAGCCAGAAGUUCGUCAUGCUGUUUCUGGUCUCUAAACCUCAUGUGGUCAGUCUGGACAUUGCUGCAAAGAUCCUGAUAGGAGAAGAUCACGUUGCAGAUCAAGACAAGAGCAAGUUCAAGACCAAAGUGAGGCGGUUGUACGACAUAGCCAACGUGCUGAGGAGCCUGAAGCUGAUUGAGAAAUUCCACGUUAUGGAAGCAGGAGGAAGGAAACCGGCCUUUAAAUGGACCGGACCGGUAGAACUCCCACCAGUUCAAGAUUUGUCAAAAUCCUCGCCUGAGUUUGCAUCCAAGAAGAAAAGAGUCCUGGAACCGUCUGUGGAAAACUGUGCCAAAAACCUGUUUUCUUCAUCGGGGGCCAAGCGCAGCUUCACACGGCACCCGUCCCUCAUAAAGCUGGCGAAAAGCAUUCAGGAGGACCGGCGGAAAAUCAACUCCGCCCCCAGCAGUCCCUCUAAGUGUGUCCUUGGUGAUUCAGCUAACGAGGAUUUUCCAAGCAAAAUGGCCCAGCUUGCUGCUAUUUGUAAAAUUAAACUUGAUCAGGAAUCAAGGCCAAAAGAGAGAGACCCGGCAGCAGAGAGGUUACCACCAACGGCCUCCGAUCACAUGGAGCCACCCAAAGUGCCUCUAACGGCAGCGAAUCAGGAGCCUGGAAUCCACCUAACGCCGCGCACGCCGCUAGCAGGACAGGCUCCCGGCGGCGUCACCUUCAUCCCGACGCAGUGUUCGCCCCUGAUCCCCGUCCUGCUGCCUCAGCAGCGGGGCAACGGGCCCUACGCCAUCUACCUGCACCCGUCCUCCCUCAGGUCAAACGUUCUGGCCAGGCCGCAGCCCACGAGCCUCGCAGUGCGCUCCAUGACGUUCGAGGACAAGACGGGCCGGAGUCCGAGCGCGCCGUCUGCGGCGAAGAGCCGACCGGCGUCCAGGGAGUCCGACGGCAGUCCUCUGACGCACAAACGCCAACAUUCAAGUUCCACCGCAGAGAGCAGCCCCUCCAAAGCCAAGCGGUCCGACCCCAACUUCAAGGACGGCUCUCCGAAGCUCAGCAAGAUCCUGCAGGCCCGCCUGAAGGCGCGCCGCGGCGCUCACCUCGUCAGCCGGCCCUCGCCUCGGGCGCUCCACCUGGACCCGGAGUUCGUCAACACCCCCGGCGCCGCCGGCCCAACGCUGGAGCACAGCCUGGAGAACCUCCUGGACAGAGACGACAGGCCGGUGACCUCUGACCUGGAGGCGGGUUUCACGCCGGUCCGGGCGGUUCCGCUCACACCCGGGCAGAUCCACUCUGAGGUGAACGAUCAGCUCCGCCGGGUUCAGGGGAGAAAAACGUUUGGUUUAACACCCAGUCCGUCUCGUUCUCUCCAGACUUUGGUUCCAGCCGGAUAUUUAAUCCCAAUUUCUCAGCAAUCCCUCAUCAGCUACAGGGAAUUACAAAACUCUGCAGAAGAAACCAACAAGUCCUCUUCCAUCUACCAAACACCGACUGCAGGCUCCAGACCGGCCGCCGCCCUUGAAGUGACCCCUACCAACCUUCGCCUGAGCAAACCCCUGGCUGCCGCCGCCCUCUCCUCUCCACAUCAACCCAGUCGGGUCAGCAGUCCCAGCCCGGCCAUCUUAAACUUCACGCUCCAGAACUUGGGUUUGAUCUCCAGCCCAGGCGGUGCCUUCGGGUCCUCCCAGCCUCCAGAGGGCGCCGGCGCCGCUCCGGGUCCGCUGGGCCUGCAGCCGAGAGGCUUGGUGUUCAUCAAGCCCGUCUCGCCGGUUCCAGUCCAGCCGUCGCUGCCUGGACAGCCGCUCACUCUGAUCAGCCUGCAGCAGCCUCUGAUGGCCACGCCGAAAGCGUCGGGUCUCCCUCAGCACAGCUUCUUCCACACGCCGGUCCCGCUCUCACCUCUGGCUGCCAUGGUUACCGCUAGCGGCCAGCCGGCCUCCAACUCGGUUUACGUCCCUCAGAGGAAGCUGGACGUCUCGGCCGAGGACUCCUGAUGUUUGGGCCAGUUGUUCAGGGUCACGCUCUGAUUGUGAUUUUAGUUUCUUUACGUUUUUUGUUACCUCUGAACAUUUCCCAGCGUCUGGUGGCCUUUUGUUAUCAGUCAUAAAAAUAGCUACCAAGCAGAUUCUGGCUGAGGCCCAGCGGACUUAUGGGAAACCGAUACGAAACCGGUUCGGAUACCCAGGAACACUACCGCCCUGCUGCAUGUGAUGCUGAUUACGACGAGCAUCAGGGCCAAACUAUGGAAAAUUAAGUAAAAUCACUGGAAUAAAAUCUAAAUAUUAUGAGAAUAAAGUCACACAAGUUUAUUUUGGUAUUACUACAACUUUAUUCUCAUACGAGUUUAUUUUCGUAGUCUUAUAAUUUUAUUCUUGUAUUAUUUCAGCUUUGUUGUUGUAGUUUAUCCUCGUAAUAUUUAUUCUUGUGAUUUUGUUUUCUUAGCGUGGCCCUGAUACUCCGUCGUUUCCAAGAACUAAAUUAAAAUCUGCAUCUUCAUUUUUCA